Messenger RNA from Mus musculus (house mouse), 3393 nucleotides. RefSeq names its product WD repeat containing planar cell polarity effector (gene Wdpcp). NCBI's taxonomy places the organism in Eukaryota, Metazoa, Chordata, Mammalia, Rodentia, Muridae. The coding region runs from base 1211 to 3241 and encodes 676 amino acids. The record is from RefSeq and is a predicted model, not a curated record. The transcript has 21 exons. Gene Ontology annotation, biological process: embryonic digit morphogenesis; tongue morphogenesis; roof of mouth development. Gene Ontology annotation, cellular component: plasma membrane; axoneme.
GACCCGGAAACAAAACCUUUUAAAAACUCUCUCAGAGGCGGGAGGAAUUGACGCUUGCGGAAGAACGGGCAGCUUCACCGUUGCUAGGCGACGAGGCAGCCUCACCUGAGCGCUCUCCAGACCAAGAGCUUGUGGAGCUGUGUUCUCACGUCCCAGGCUGUGACUGAGAUCAUGUUACCAUCCAGGAGUAACUUUCUGCCUACGUCUCCCCUCCUGGACAUGGCUGUUUUGUUUGCUAUACUGUGAUGGAAUUGCAUGUUGUUCUCCUUACACCCUCCUUCACUAAGGACAGAGAUUUCCUCUGCUGUCAGAUGUCUUUCUGCUUGACUGAACUACACCUGUGGUCUCUGAAAAGCACCUUACACAUUGCGGAUUAACUGAAUUAAAAUAAAGAUUCAUAAAUGCACUAUACCUGAGAUUAGGAAAAGGACACCUGCAAUCAGACACCUUUUGCCUGGAGAAGAGAAUUCCAGUGACAGCCAUUAUAGACGAGAACUUUGGAAGGGUGCAGAAACUUGAGGAGUAUGCAUUGCAGAAGAUGAGGAUGUGGCACCAGGCUGACAGCCAAGGGGAUGCACGCCUGCAGAAAGGAAUGAGACACCUCCAUGAUGUGGAAAUACUUAAUUAAGGAGGCUCCAAACCCUAGACACCAAAGCCACUGGAGGAAGACCUGCUGAACGGAAAGCAGAGGAAUUGAAGCUGAUGUGUUGAUGAUUGAGGUCUUCUUCAUCACCCUCGAUUCCGAGGAUGCUUUCUGACCUGUUUAUUUGCCAAGAAAGAAGGAGCUUGGAAAUAGAAUCCUUUCCUGCGGUUACUGCCCGACCUCCCAGAAGAAAACAUCUACACGGAUGUUUUAGUGGUCUUGUGCAAAUCACUCUGGCCCCUGGCUGGUCAGUGAAGCCUACUGAGUGAAACCUGUUCCGGGUUGGAAGGCGUCAGGAGAUGUCCAGAGCAUCGCUUCUGAGAGAGCUGGGGAAUCAUCAGACACCUGAACGUUUCUACGGGAAAGAGGACAAGUAAUAAAAAGAAAACAGAUAGAGACAUCGGCGUCUACCAGUACUAUGACAAGAAAGAUCCAUCAGUAUCAGCAACAGAGCAUGGUAACUUAGAAGAAAAACAAAGGCUGGCAGAAUCACGAGAUUAUCCUUGGACACUCAAAAAUAGACGCCCAGAAAAACUUCGAGAUUCACUGAAGGAGUUGGAGGAACUGAUGCAAAGCAGUCCGUGUGUGCUGAGCAAAUGGAAGAGCAAAUACAUCUGCCAGCUCCUGUUUGGUUCAGGUGUGCUGGUGUCCCUAAGUCUUUCUGGGCCUCAGCUGGAGAAAGUGGUGAUUGACAGAAGCCUGGUGGGGAAGCUCAUCUCAGACACCAUCAGUGAUGCUCUCCUUACAGACAGUUUCAUCAUCUUAUCAUUUCUGGCACAAAACAAACUAUGUUUUAUUCAGUUUACAAAGAAAAUGGAUUCUCUUGAUGGAAACAAGAGGCUGGAGAAACUCUCAGCCUUGGACCUUAAGAUUUCCUAUUAUGACAUACCUGGCCCAGCCAACAGGACAAUAGAUCGUCACUUAGCUGUCAACUCCACUCAGGAUCUAGUUGUUUGUUGGUGGCCGCUGGUCAGUGAUGAUGUUUGGCCUUGGACUCCAGUUUCUUCUGAGAAGGACAGAGCCAAUAUGCUGUUGCUGGGCUUUACUCAAGGAGGAUUGGAGGUUCUAAGUUUUGUUCGCACAGAAUGGAGUCCCCUGGAUGUUCACUUCGGCACCAAACAACCUUAUCAGGUGUUCACAGUGGAGUGCUCCGUCAGUGUAGACAAGGAGCCCAUGGCUGACAGCUGUAUUUAUGAAUCUGUCCGGAACAAACUCCACUGCGUGUCAGUUACCAGAAUACCACUAAGAUCGAAGGCCAUCAGCUGCUGCAGGAACUCUACGGAAGACAAACUGAUCGUGGGCUGUGAAGACUCUUCAGUAAUUCUCUAUGAAGCUCACCGUGGUGUGACUCUCCUGGCCCAGGCUGAACUUAGGCCUUCAUUGAUAAGCUGCCACCCAAGUGGCGCCAUUCUUCUGGUUGGCAGCAACCAAGGGGAGCUACAAAUUUUUGAUAUUGCUCUGUCCCCUAUCAACAUCCAGCUCUUGGCAGAAGAUUACUCACCGAAGGAGACUCUGCAAUUCAAGAAGUUCUUUGAUGUUUCAAGCAGUCUUGUUCAAAUGCAGUGGAUGGCUCCUCCUGUUGUUUUCCAGAAGCCUAAAAGAGGAGAAAUCUGUGAUCUUCUCUUCCUCAGGUUCAACAAAGGACCUUUGGGUGUGCUACUGUUUAAACUUGGCAUCCUCACACGAGGACAACUGGGCCUGGUAGACCUCAUCUUACAGUACAUUCACUACAGUGAGGUAUAUGAGGCCAUCAGCAUCCUGCGCAGCAUGGACUGGGACACCCUGGGCCAGCAGUGUUUGAUCGGCAUGGGCACCAUCGUGAACCAUCUUCUUAGACAGAGGCUCACACCAGAGAGAGAAGCACAGCUUGAGGCGAGCCUUGGAACCUUCUAUGCUCCAACAAGACCACUUCUGGAUACAACUAUUUUGGAAUAUAGAGAGCCAGUCAGCAAGUAUGCCAGGAGGCUCUUCCACCACCUGCUCAGGUACAAGAGAUUUGAAAAGGCCUUUCUUCUAGCUGUUGACAUUGGAGCUCGUGACCUGUUCAUGGACAUUCAUUACCUUGCUCUAGAUAUGGGUGAACUGGCACUGGCUGAAGUGGCAAGAAGAAGGGCGCAUGAUAUUGAUGUUGAGUCAGUAUCCUCUGGAGUCGAUGAGGAUCCAGACUCAGAAUUCCAGAGCGGAAAUGAAGACCAUGCCAUUUGGCUGCAUACUGCACAUUCAGAGUCACUGACCACCCUGAUUUUAGAAGAGCUCCUGGGGCCCUUGGACAGAAGAGACAUGCUGAAUGAAGGUUUUGCCAGCUCAGCUCUCAUGCCUGAAGGAGAAAACAAGUUUCCAGGCCUUCUUCCUUCCAUUGGUUCAACACACAUGCAAACUCUUCAACAGAAAAUACCAAAUGGCCCUUCAAGCAGAUGGGCAAUUGAGAGAAGGACUGAGGAAGAAGAGGAGGAGGAGGAGGAGGAAGAGGAGGAGUUAUGCACUGACUCUUCAGGGGCCACCACCUGGAAUGCAGAAGGAGAACUGAAAGAAGACCAAAGGAAACAGGACAUUGGAGAUGUUGGUUCUCUCAGAAUGGUUCACUUUGGUUUGGUGUAAAUCAUCCGAAACACCAAAAAGAAAGCUGCCCUUUUCAUUUCUUUUCUAUUGACCUGAUCAAUAAAAAUCUUCACGUGUGGAUUUUAAUAGAAGGAAAGAUAGUAGUACAUGUAGCAUUGCAUAAGUGACCCUCAAUAAAAGUUCCGAAACAA